AUGAGAGCGCACAGCGACCGCCGCGGGCCUCGCAUCCCGCCGCCGGUGCUCCUUCGAGUGCGCGUGCCUCUCUCCGCGCGCGCUCUCCGCACCGCCGCACAUUCACUCGCGCCUGCUCGUCUCGCCUUUCUCCCGUGCUGCUGGCCCUCUCUCUACGCCUCUCCCCGCCGCCCUCUAACCUGGUCUCCUCCUUGCCGUCUUCCCCCUCCCGUCCUGCUCUUCCUUUCCCUCCUCUCCCCUCCCCCUCUCCCCCCAAUAUGCGAGUGCUUCGCAGUGCGCAUGGCUGCACCACCCGGAGCGGCACAGGUGCGAAUGCGCGCGUGCAAAGCACCACAUGGCGGCGGGCAUGCGCAGCACGACACGAAUCACGCGAGGCUAGCAUGGGAGGCGAGGUCAGGGCGAGGGAGAGGGGUCGGACACCACGAACUCAACCUGAGGGCGGUGAGCAUCGGGGCGAGAUGGGUGGCACGGCGAGGGAGGUGGUGUGCAUGGCGAAGCGUGGCAGAGAUGCAUGCAGGGGUGCACGGAGUGGCAGAGAUGCAUGCAGGGGUGCACGGAGUGGCAGAGAUGCAUGCAGGGGUGCACGGAGUGGCAGAGAUGCAUGCAGGGGUGCACGGAGUGGCAGAGAUGCAUGCAGGGGUGCACGGAGUGGCAGAGAUGCAUGCAGGGGUGCACGGAGUGGCAGAGAUGCAUGCAGGGGUGCACGGAGUGGCAGAGAUGCAUGCAGGGGUGCACGGAGUGGCAGAGAUGCAUGCAGGGGUGCACGGAGUGGCAGAGAUGCAUGCAGGGGUGCACGGAGUGGCAGAGAUGCAUGCAGGGGUGCACGGAGUGGCAGAGAUGCAUGCAGGGGUGCACGGAGUGGCAGAGAUGCAUGCAGGGGUGCACGGAGUGGCAGAGAUGCAUGCAGGGGUGCACGGAGUGGCAGAGAUGCAUGCAGGGGUGCACGGAGUGGCAGAGAUGCAUGCAGGGGUGCACGGAGUGGCAGAGAUGCAUGCAGGGGUGCACGGAGUGGCAGAGAUGCAUGCAGGGGUGCACGGAGUGGCAGAGAUGCAUGCAGGGGUGCACGGAGUGGCAGAGAUGCAUGCAGGGGUGCACGGAGUGGCAGAGAUGCAUGCAGGGGUGCACGGAGUGGCAGAGAUGCAUGCAGGGGUGCACGGAGUGGCAGAGAUGCAUGCAGGGGUGCACGGAGUGGCAGAGAUGCAUGCAGGGGUGCACGGAGUGGCAGAGAUGCAUGCAGGGGUGCACGGAGUGGCAGAGAUGCAUGCAGGGGUGCACGGAGUGGCAGAGAUGCAUGCAGGGGUGCACGGAGUGGCAGAGAUGCAUGCAGGGGUGCACGGAGUGGCAGAGAUGCAUGCAGGGGUGCACGGAGUGGCAGAGAUGCAUGCAGGGGUGCACGGAGUGGCAGAGAUGCAUGCAGGGGUGCACGGAGUGGCAGAGAUGCAUGCAGGGGUGCACGGAGUGGCAGAGAUGCAUGCAGGGGUGCACGGAGUGGCAGAGAUGCAUGCAGGGGUGCACGGAGUGGCAGAGAUGCAUGCAGGGGUGCACGGAGUGGCAGAGAUGCAUGCAGGGGUGCACGGAGUGGCAGAGAUGCAUGCAGGGGUGCACGGAGUGGCAGAGAUGCAUGCAGGGGUGCACGGAGUGGCAGAGAUGCAUGCAGGGGUGCACGGAGUGGCAGAGAUGCAUGCAGGGGUGCACGGAGUGGCAGAGAUGCAUGCAGGGGUGCACGGAGUGGCAGAGAUGCAUGCAGGGGUGCACGGAGUGGCAGAGAUGCAUGCAGGGGUGCACGGAGUGGCAGAGAUGCAUGCAGGGGUGCACGGAGUGGCAGAGAUGCAUGCAGGGGUGCACGGAGUGGCAGAGAUGCAUGCAGGGGUGCACGGAGUGGCAGAGAUGCAUGCAGGGGUGCACGGAGUGGCAGAGAUGCAUGCAGGGGUGCACGGAGUGGCAGAGAUGCAUGCAGGGGUGCACGGAGUGGCAGAGAUGCAUGCAGGGGUGCACGGAGUGGCAGAGAUGCAUGCAGGGGUGCACGGAGUGGCAGAGAUGCAUGCAGGGGUGCACGGAGUGGCAGAGAUGCAUGCAGGGGUGCACGGAGUGGCAGAGAUGCAUGCAGGGGUGCACGGAGUGGCAGAGAUGCAUGCAGGGGUGCACGGAGUGGCAGAGAUGCAUGCAGGGGUGCACGGAGUGGCAGAGAUGCAUGCAGGGGUGCACGGAGUGGCAGAGAUGCAUGCAGGGGUGCACGGAGUGGCAGAGAUGCAUGCAGGGGUGCACGGAGUGGCAGAGAUGCAUGCAGGGGUGCACGGAGUGGCAGAGAUGCAUGCAGGGGUGCACGGAGUGGCAGAGAUGCAUGCAGGGGUGCACGGAGUGGCAGAGAUGCAUGCAGGGGUGCACGGAGUGGCAGAGAUGCAUGCAGGGGUGCACGGAGUGGCAGAGAUGCAUGCAGGGGUGCACGGAGUGGCAGAGAUGCAUGCAGGGGUGCACGGAGUGGCAGAGAUGCAUGCAGGGGUGCACGGAGUGGCAGAGAUGCAUGCAGGGGUGCACGGAGUGGCAGAGAUGCAUGCAGGGGUGCACGGAGUGGCAGAGAUGCAUGCAGGGGUGCACGGAGUGGCAGAGAUGCAUGCAGGGGUGCACGGAGUGGCAGAGAUGCAUGCAGGGGUGCACGGAGUGGCAGAGAUGCAUGCAGGGGUGCACGGAGUGGCAGAGAUGCAUGCAGGGGUGCACGGAGUGGCAGAGAUGCAUGCAGGGGUGCACGGAGUGGCAGAGAUGCAUGCAGGGGUGCACGGAGUGGCAGAGAUGCAUGCAGGGGUGCACGGAGUGGGAUGUGCAAGCCGCAUGUCAGUGGUGGUGUGGUGCAGUGGUGGUGUGGUGCAGUGGUGUGGUGGUGUGGUGCAGUGGUGGUGUGGUGCAGUGGUGGUGUGGUGCAGUGGUGGUGUGGUGCAGUGGUGGUGA
Messenger RNA from Closterium sp. Naga37s-1, 2943 nucleotides. The record is from the annotation of a GenBank genome assembly. NCBI's taxonomy places the organism in Eukaryota, Viridiplantae, Streptophyta, Zygnematophyceae, Desmidiales, Closteriaceae.